AGUACAGGUGGGACAUAACCGCCCUCUGACGUUGAGUUUUGUUCUGGAGACUCCAUUUGGUGAAGUAGUUUCUAGGAUUGUGUAUUCUGGAUGCAGGAACCGUGCAUUUUAUUGAGCUCCCAUGUAAAGAAGUAUAUUGACUUGUCAUUGCCAGGUCUUUACAAUACUUAAAUGAUGUUCUUUGGAACUUUCGUUUGUAUUCAGGCUUCCUGCCAGCUAGGCCGAGGUGGGGAGGGACAGCUUGGGGAAACAGAUCCCGCCAGGUGUCCCCUAACAAUGUGGUCCCUGAUGCUUACCAGCUAGACCACUGAACUGUGGGCUUGCAGUGACUUGGCAUGUCCUGGGAUGCUCCUUGGUCUACCCGAGGCAUCAUCUGCAGGAUGUGAUUGGGCGCGGGUACUGGACCCUGGACGUCAUUUCCGGUUUGGUCUGUUGGGAGUUGGUGACCACAGCCGAGGCCAAGUCCAGCCUGCCAAGGUUGUGUCUGCCCCAAUACUGGACACCUCUGGAAGCCAUGGCUUCCCCGCUGAAGCUAGAGCAAGACGUGCAGGGGAAAGUAGAUUCGUUCCGGGCCCGUAUCGCACAGGAGGCCGAGGAUCUGGUGUCCACCUUCUUCCCUCAGAAGUUGUCAGAGCUAGAUAGCCGGGUCCAGGAGCUCCGGCUGCAAGAUCUAUCCAGAAUCCGUUCCGUGCCAGCCCCGGAGCCACCCGCCACCCCAGACACCGCCGGGGAUGGGCCCAACCGGGAUCCUCUGCCUCUGCAGACCCAGUCCUCUGUCAAGGUGCCUGGCAGCGAGGGACGUCUUCUGAGGAGCAACCAGCAUCUGGUGGAGCUGAUUGAACGGGUAAAACCUGAGAUUGAGCUGCUGAGAGAGAAAUGCAACACUGUGCGAAUGUGGGUGCAGCUCCUCAUCCCAAAGGUGGAAGACGGCAAUAACUUUGGAGUGUCUAUCCAGGAAGACACCGUGGACCAACUGUGGACUGUGGAGAGCACAGCAGCCUCCUACCUACGCCGCUUCUCCACCUACUAUAACACCCGGGCCAAACUGGUAUCCAAGAUAGUGAAGUACCCGCAAGUGGAAGAUUAUCGCCGCACAGUAGCAGAGGUUGACGAAAAUGAGUACUUGAGCGUACGCCAGAUCCUGCUGCAUGUGCGGAACCAGUAUGCCACCUUGCAUGAUGUAAUCCUCAAAAAUAUUGAGAAAAUCAAGACCCCUAGGAGCACCAACACCGACAACCUAUAUUGAAAACCUUUCUCCACCACACUACUUCAGGAGUUGACCGAGUAGCUAGAAGGCUGGUUAUUAAUGACUCUGCAGAUGAUUGAAAUGACUGGAAACCUGUUAACCAUUUAGUUAGAAUUUCAUACAACUUAUCCUCACACUGAAUCCUCUUUUGGUAUAAUUUUUUAUUUUCCUUUUGGGGGGCAUGGGGACAAACCAUCUGGUAGAAUGUGGUAAGGUUGUCCAAGGAGAAAGGACUGCCAUUUUAAAAGCAGU
Sciurus carolinensis (gray squirrel) is the source of this 1498-nucleotide messenger RNA. RefSeq names its product proteasome activator complex subunit 3-like. The coding region runs from base 515 to 1246 and encodes 243 amino acids. The record is from RefSeq and is a predicted model, not a curated record. The transcript has a single exon. Gene Ontology annotation, cellular component: cytoplasm; proteasome activator complex; nucleoplasm. Gene Ontology annotation, biological process: regulation of G1/S transition of mitotic cell cycle; regulation of proteasomal protein catabolic process; positive regulation of endopeptidase activity. Lineage: Eukaryota; Metazoa; Chordata; Mammalia; Rodentia; Sciuridae. Gene Ontology annotation, molecular function: endopeptidase activator activity.